AUGCAGUUCUCCACCAUCUUCCUUGCCGCUAUCUACAGCGUUGCUGCUCUCGCCGCACCCUCCCCCGUCGCUGAUGCCACCGCCGAGGUCGAGCGCGCCAUCCUCGAGCGCCGCGCAUGCCGUGACGCCACCUACCGAUGCGGUAACAACAACCCCGAGGUUUGCCAGUUUGGCAUCUGGAUGCUGGCUGCCAAGUGCGGUGGCGGACAGAAGUGUGUCAUUGCUAAUGGCGCGCCUUACUGCCUUUAA
Parastagonospora nodorum SN15 is the source of this 249-nucleotide messenger RNA. RefSeq lists its product as hypothetical. Lineage: Eukaryota; Fungi; Ascomycota; Dothideomycetes; Pleosporales; Phaeosphaeriaceae. The record is from RefSeq and is a predicted model, not a curated record. The coding region runs from base 1 to 249 and encodes 82 amino acids. The transcript has a single exon.